Molecule: messenger RNA, 1626 nt
Organism: Coniophora puteana RWD-64-598 SS2
Lineage: Eukaryota; Fungi; Basidiomycota; Agaricomycetes; Boletales; Coniophoraceae
Product: Metallo-dependent phosphatase
Exons: 4
Coding region: 1-1626 (541 amino acids)
Biological process (GO): polyphosphate catabolic process
Cellular component (GO): cytoplasm
Molecular function (GO): endopolyphosphatase activity; phosphatase activity
Source: RefSeq, a predicted model, not a curated record
AUGCCCCCGUCCUUCCCCAGACAUGCACGCACCUGUCUCGCUUCCGCCCUCCUAGCCCUCUGCCUCACAUUUCUCCUCUUCCCGAGCUGCAGACCACGCGUCCGCAGACUCUUAUUCCACGGCGACAACUCGCUCAAGCCUGACCUCCCUGACUUUGAUCAGUAUGUGCGUCUCAGAACGCUGGGAGAAGACGACUUCCCAACCAGUGCGUCUUCCCCACCUCUUUCCGCUGCAUACGCGUCUUUAACGGCAGUCCCUUCGAAAGACAGCACGCACAAGCGCGUCAUCAUCGUAGGCGACAUCCACGGCCAACAGGAGCCCCUCGACCGCCUGCUCUCCAAGCUCGCAUACACGCCCACCUCCGACACGCUCCUCCACGUCGGCGACAUCAUCACCAAAUCGCCCCUAGCCGCCUCGCUCGCCGUGCUCGACUUCAUGCGCGCGCACAACGUCUCCGGUGUGCGCGGGAACAACGACCAGAAGGUCAUCGGCUGGCGUGCAUGGCGCGCGUGGGUGUCCGGGCUCGCGCGGCCGCCUGGUUAUUCGUCGUCGUCCUACGCCUCUUCAUCGGCGUCGAACGUGUCGGAUAUAUCAGGCCGCACCUUCCUCGCGGCCCUCGACGCAGCGUUCCCCGACCCAGACACAGACGAGCACGCCAAAGACGUGCGCCGCUGGCUGCGCAGCAGCGCGGGCGAACGCGUGGCCGCGGAGAGGUGGGCGCAGACCAUCCCCGAGGACAAGGACAAGGACUGGACGCUGCUCGGACGGCACUACAAGGCUGCACGCGCGCUGCGGCCCGAGCACGCGGCGUAUCUGCGCGCGCUCCCGCUCGUGAUGCACGCGCCAGAGGCGCAUACGUUUGUGGUGCAUGCGGGGCUGUUGCCGUAUGAUCCGACGCACAGGCCGACGCACCGCGAGCAGCCGCUGUCGCAUUGGCCAUCUGCUGCUGGCGGGGGCGGCGGUGAUGGCGGGGGUGGCGGGGGUGGCGGGGGUGAUGGCCGUGGUGAUGGUGGUGGUGGUGGUGGUGGGCGCGAUGGCGGGGGUGAUGGCGGCAGCGACGAGGAGGAGGAAGAGGCGAUAAGGAAGAUCCGAGCGGCACAGGAACACGCGCUGCUCGCGGACGUGCCGCAGAACGGCGACGCGUGGGCGGUGAUGAACAUGCGCGGCGUGACGCGCAAGGGCAAGGUGACGAGCGCGAACGGCAAGGGCACGCCGUGGGCGGGGGUGUGGUGUGGGAUUAUGGAGCGGUGUUCGGCCGAGUUUGAGCGCGAGGGCGACGCGGACACCGCGCAAAGAGAGGCGGCCGACUUUGGCAAGUCGAGCAAAAAGUCGGCUCUGCCCUGUUACCCGUCGACGGUCGUCUACGGCCACGCCUCGAAGCGCGGGCUCGACAUCGGGCGGUGGACGGUCGGACUUGACUCUGGCUGCACAUAUGGCGGCACACUCUCCGCGCUCGUGCUCGACUACCACACCUUCCACCCUCUCUCCUCCUCCUCUCCCUCCUCCUCAUUCGAUGGUAUCAUGCCAGAUCCACAGGACGAAUCCGGCGACCUCACGAAACACACGAUCCCGUACGGCGACAACGGCCUUGCGCGUGUCUACAGCGUCAAGUGCACCGGAUCGUGA